AUGCUUCGUUUUCUCGCUAUUUUAGUUGCCAUCUCCUUCGCGGAAGCUGAACAUUGGACUGUAACCAACAGUGCUUCUAAUACAACAUGCAUUGUUCUUGACAGCGAUUCUGUUUCAGUCACCGUCAAAUUCACCAAGAAUGGCACUACUGAGACGUACAAUGUUCCUGUCAACUCUACACUUUCUGUGGGAGGCGAAUGUGUCGAUACAUAUGGGAAUCAAACUGCCCAGUCUUUGAAGGUUAGCUUCUUCCCAAUGGGAAACAACACUCCGGCCAUAUCCGCGCAACCGUGGGAUUUAAAGUUGGUUUUCGGGCAUAGCGACAAGACUACUUUCGAACUACUUCGAUAUGCACUGCCACGGCUCCAGUGA
This is a messenger RNA of Ostertagia ostertagi, 372 nucleotides long. The record is from the annotation of a GenBank genome assembly. Lineage: Eukaryota; Metazoa; Nematoda; Chromadorea; Rhabditida; Trichostrongylidae.